UGGACAACUUUAUUGACACAGCCCUUGUACGCAGGGAUCAAGUAGUGUUGUCCUUCAGCAUAGCUAUCCAGAUAGCCUUCAUACAUAUCUUGUUUCUGGCGUAUCGGGAAUAACUGUUUGUUAAAGGAAACAACACUGUUGUGGACCAUGGCGGCAAGAAUUUUACCCGUAGUCAAACUGGCCACCAAGUUGACCAUUGCUGGAGGAGCUCUCUACGUCGCCUGUGACUCUGGUCUGUUGGGAAGCAGUGAGCAGGGCUCAGAGGCCCUGGGGAAGGCCAAGGCUGCAAUACCCCCCGCCAUAGAGGAAUGGAUGAAGUACUUUGGCCUGGAGGCUCAGCUUCCAACCAUACCUAAAGUGGAAUUCUCUCCGGUUCAGGCGUGGAACUCUGGGGUGCGGCAGUCAAUUUCAACUCUUUCAGAGGCUCCAUCAAAAGCAACUGCAUACACAAAUCAUGGAGUGCAGUACGUGAAAGACCUCACGAAGUGAACAGGAACUCUGCGGACAACCUGACAUUUAUCAAUCUUUUUGAGUUCUGCUCUUAAGAAAUGACUUUUCAUCAGUUGUAGCCCCUCCCCAGGAAAGAAGAAACACCCAACAUAGAAUAAAACAGUUGGACAAAAAGAAGUUGUGAAGUGCAGUCUCCUGAAUGGGUACUGUGGUUCUCUAAAUGUUAGUGGCAUUGGUUGGGAGUUGUAUUGUACAUAAUGCUAGGAAGCAAAAUGUAUUUAAGAAGAAAAAAAAGUGAUUUAAUUUUGUGUAUACCACCCAAUUUAAUUUGACUCAUUGUCUAAAAUACAGUAGUCCACUCCCCUUUGUUCCUAAUCAUCCACAUAAUGUUAUGAAGAGAAUGUCUGUUGUAUAAAUGCAAUUUCACCAUUUGUGACUAAAUAAUACAUCAUUCUUAAAACACG
This is a messenger RNA of Cottoperca gobio, 914 nucleotides long. RefSeq names its product mitochondrial contact site and cristae organizing system subunit 13 (gene micos13). NCBI's taxonomy places the organism in Eukaryota, Metazoa, Chordata, Actinopteri, Perciformes, Bovichtidae. Gene Ontology annotation, biological process: cristae formation. The transcript is spliced from 4 exons. Gene Ontology annotation, cellular component: mitochondrial crista junction; MICOS complex. Bases 148 to 489 code for a protein of 113 amino acids. The record is from RefSeq and is a predicted model, not a curated record.